AUGGCACGCGACACGGUGUCGCACAGUUGUAACAUAAACAACGUUAGCGGAGUGGUUAUUCAACGACGUCGUAGCGCAACACGUGUAUGCUGUUGCUCAGUGGAGCCGGGGAGGCUGCUGAAGACGACUGGACUCUUAAAGUCGGCUCAGAGAACACGCUCGUUAGCCGUCAUCCCGAUGUGCCAGGUGGAAGAAGACUACCACGAGCCGCUGCAGCGCGCGGACGUGCCCAGUGUUUCCAAGAAAUGUGUGAAAUGCAAAGAGGGGACUGCAGCCGUGGUCAUCCGAGCAGGAGAUGCCUUCUGCAGGGUUUGUUUCAAGGAAUACUUCAUCCAUAAGUUCAGAGCCGUGCUGGGCAAGAACCGCGUGAUUUUCCCUGGAGAGAAGGUGCUGCUGGCUGUAUCUGGAGGUCCUUCUUCCUGCUCAAUGCUCAGUCAAGUCCAAGAGGGUUUGAGUCAGAAUGCUCACAAGAGGCUGAGAUUCUUACCUGCCAUUGUCUUCAUUGACGAGGGCGGUGCAGUAGGUCAGGCUGUGGAGGACCGACGGAGGAUGGCUGCUGAGCUUCAGGCUGUGUUCAGAGCUACUGGUCUGCCCUUCAUCAUGGUGCCUCUGGAGCAGGUUCUAGACCUUCCCAGUUCAGCUUUGACGGCGGCGGCCCCGUCGCCUCGGGAACCAGCAGCCGGCGCCUACAAGGCGGCCGUGGAUGACUUUGUUCGGAGUGACGCGGGAGGCUGCCGGUCGUCGCUGGAACCGCAGCAAACGGCUCUCGCUGAUGUACCGGCGUCCCGCACGCACUUAUUGCAGCAGCUGAUUGGCUCGGCUCAGACGCUGACUGCCAGAGAAGACCUGCUCAGCACAUUAAGGCAGCAUCUGCUGGUGCACACUGCUCGCACUGAGGGCUACAGUAAAGUGAUGCUGGGAGACAACUGCACCCGACUGGCCAUCAAACUGCUCACCAGUAUAUCACUGGGCAGAGGAGCACAGCUGGCCCAGGACACGGGCUUCUCAGACUCCAGGUAUGGGGACGUCCUGUUAGUGAGACCAAUGAGGGACUACUCGGCUAAAGAAAUAGCUUACUACAACCGCCUGUUCAGCGUGCCUUCUGUUUUCAUACCGAGCCUGGAGACCAAGACGACGGACAAGUCCAGCAUCCAGCGUCUGACCGAGAGCUUUGUCACCAAGCUGCAGGCAGACUUCCCCUCCACCGUCAGCACCAUCUACAGGACCAGUGAGAAGCUGCAGACUGCAUGUAGGAGCUCCUCCAAGGCUGAUGUCUGUGACCGAUGUCUGCUGUGCAUGUGCGCCCUGGACACGGCUGCUGAGAAUGCUUCUGCCUUUAAGGCCACGCUGAUCUCGGAGCAGCUCUCUCAGGCUAAAUCUGCAGGAGCUCGCAGUGUUGUAAACCCAAGCCAUAACCAAGUUCCAAUGGAGCAAGAAUCCACUGCUGCCAUUGGAACGUGCUGCAGCUCUGGAGGAGAGGAUUGUGGGAGAGCAGCACGUGGUGAGGGCUGCUGUUCGUCUGCCAAGGGACCAGAGAGCCCCGAUCUGAUGAGCGUGUUGUGUUACAGCUGUCAGCUGACCAUCAGAGACAUGUCGUCGGUGGAACAUCUCCCCCACUACAUCCUGUCUGAGGCUCAGAGGAGGCAGAGAAGGUCUCACAUGAGAGAGGAGAUCGGGGAGUUCCUGCUGGAUGCAGGAGAUUAGAGGAAGAAAUGAAGCUGCAACAUACUACACAACUGUGCUCAUUUGGACCUGCAGGGGGCUGUGGUGUACUGACGCUUCACAAGGAUAUUCAUCUGUACGUCCUGUGUUUUCCAACAUGGACUCAUUCAGCACACUGGUGGAUGGUUACCUGUUACUGUAUGCCACAGUCAACAUAAUAAAGUCUCUAUUUUGGCUGCUUCA
Messenger RNA from Pungitius pungitius (ninespine stickleback), 1905 nucleotides. RefSeq names its product cytosolic thiouridylase subunit 2 homolog (S. pombe) (gene ctu2). Gene Ontology annotation, molecular function: tRNA binding; sulfurtransferase activity. The transcript is spliced from 16 exons. Gene Ontology annotation, biological process: tRNA wobble position uridine thiolation. The coding region runs from base 1 to 1704 and encodes 567 amino acids. NCBI's taxonomy places the organism in Eukaryota, Metazoa, Chordata, Actinopteri, Perciformes, Gasterosteidae. Gene Ontology annotation, cellular component: cytosol. The record is from RefSeq and is a predicted model, not a curated record.